Molecule: messenger RNA, 7842 nt
Organism: Callorhinchus milii (elephant shark)
Lineage: Eukaryota; Metazoa; Chordata; Chondrichthyes; Chimaeriformes; Callorhinchidae
Product: collagen alpha-1(XXIV) chain
Exons: 62
Coding region: 474-5741 (1755 amino acids)
Molecular function (GO): extracellular matrix structural constituent
Source: RefSeq, a predicted model, not a curated record
UCACUGCUGAAACCUAACACCGAGAAGCAAAUCCAUCUCCUGCCCGCAACCUCUUUCGCUAACAAGUCAAGGCACCUCCUGAAGUCAAUGCCUGGAGGGGCGUCAGGGAGGACGAGGAGCGGCUGUUCCCAGUUUACUUGGCAUUCAAGACACUGAUACUGAACGCAGACUUCUGACAUACACACACACACACACAUACACACACUCGCACACACACUCACACCGUUUGUCAUUAUCCACAUGCCAUUCUCUCCAGUCUGAACGCUUGCUCGUCCACAGUAAAGCAUCUGCAUCCAUCCAUCCAUCCAUCCAUCCAUCGAUCGAUCGAUCGAUCGAUCCCACGCCAGGGUCUGAGAGAGUUUAUGCUUCUUUGCCGGAGGAGCGAUGCAGUCCUCAAAUCACACAACUUCCCCGUCUGCAACAUGUGGAUAACGUGCUAGUUCGGACUUCGCUGCUUGGACAAAUGCAUACAAAUGCAUUUAGGAGCCCAAAGGACAAGGAGUGGAAUCAUCUCUCCCCCCGUGAAAACGAACUCCCUCCUUUUCUUGCUUACAGUAUGUUUGACUGCCGGAAUUGCACAAGGACAUUCGCAAGGUAUAGACAUUCUCCAGAGACUUGGUUUCACAGAAAACAACGGACAGCGCCUGUCCUCAUCGCCCACGCAACCAUGGCCAUCACUUUCAUUACCUCAGGGGGUCCUGAUGACAGAAUUGGGCAUCAUGCUGUCAAGCGAAGCCCACAUUGAGACUCAAGCAGAAAGCAUCGUACCACUAGAUAUUGGAAGUGAAUUCACAAUAAUAGCUAGCCUCCGCUCUCAUAGAGUUAAUAACGCCUUUCUUUUUAGUAUUAGAAAUAAAAACAGAAUACAGUUUGGUGUACAGAUUUUACCAAGAAAGUUAGUCGUGUAUAUCGCAGAAAAGCCGUCUGUAUAUUUUGAUUACAAUGCUCACGAUGGACAAUGGCAUUCAUUUGCUAUUGAAAUUAAAGGUAAAACUGCUUCCUUUUCUGCUGACUGUGGUAAAAAACAUUUCAGUAAAGAGCUCCUUAAAAAGCCACAGAAAUUUGUUUCGAAUAGCAAACUCGUUUUAGGAAGAAUGAACUUCAAAUCUGCUCCGUUUGAAGGUGUUAUUUGCCAGCUAGAUAUUUAUCCUAAUGCUCAAGCUUCUACAAACUAUUGCAAUUAUGUGAAGAAACAAUGUCGUCGGGCGGACACAUAUCGAUCUCAGUCACCUUCAUUAACUACUGCUUCUUAUAAAGAUACCAGCUCCAGAUCUCAGUUAACGUCCUCGCCAUUCAGUGAAGGAACACAACCAACCAGCUCAUCAUUAAUCUCACUUUAUGUCAAUCCUGAAGAACAGCAAAAGAUUCAGGACACUACCAUGUAUUUAAAUCAAUCAUUGACAAGCACCACAGAGCCCAAUGCAGUAACAAGCUCUCCUGAACCAAGAAUUUCUUUUACAUCAGCUCCGACUACAACAUUGCCAACUCCUAACAUCACUGAUCCCAUGCAGUUACAUCAGACCUUGAACACUGACAUUGAAUCUCGGGUUGUGGGGGCUGUGACUGGGCAGCCAAAUGUCAGCUUUAAUCUUGGGAAUGCAGAGGAAUCACCCGUAGAGCAGAAAACAAAGGAAAAUCAAUCCGACAAUGCUACCGAGGGUGACAGAGGAGGCAAAUUGCUGUCUGUGGUUAGAGAGCUGCCUCCUCUAACUUCGCUUGUGAAACAAAGUAAGAUAACAGAAAGUCUCAACAAAAGAAACCAGUCCGGAAUUAUUAAACAAAAAUCAGAUGAGCUCAUGGAAAUACAGAUGAUAAAUGCAACCUUGUAUAGAUCGUCACAGGAAACCUCUUCAAAAAAUCAAUUUGAUUUAUGGGAUGAAAACAUUCACUCUAAUGAGGAUACAGAACACAACAUGGAAAAGCCAUACGACAUUGAUAUUGAAAGCUACGACUAUGAUUAUGAAGACUUCACUGACCUUUUUGAUUACGAAGAUUUAAAAGGGUCAAAAGGGGAGCCAGGACCACCAUUGGGCUAUAAUGCCACAUGCUCAACUGAUGAUAGUAUCGUGGCUGUGAAUGAAAUUGUUUUCAUGCACAUUAUGGAUGGAAAUCGUCCAAAUCUGGGACCUCCAGGCCCACCUGGUCUACCUGGUCCCACUGGAAGAAGAGGACCAAGGGGGAUGUCAGGACCACAUGGGAAUCCAGGAUUGCCAGGAUUCCCUGGCCCAAAGGGUUCAAAAGGAGAUCCAGGCUUAACACCUAGUAAAGCACCACCUGGAGAAAAGGGGGAUGAAGGUCCAAUUGGUCCAACGGGUCCUCCAGGUCCCCGAGGUCAGAAGGGUCCCAAAGGAUAUCAGGGACCACCAGGUCUGCUGGGAGAGCAGGGAAUUACAGGGCCAAUUGGCAGUCCUGGCAAAGCUGGUUACCCUGGCAGGCAGGGUUUAGCUGGACCAGAAGGUAACCCAGGUCCCAAAGGUGUAAGGGGUUUUAUCGGUUCUCCGGGGACAAUGGGACCACCUGGACCUGAAGGAAAACGAGGUGUGAUUGGUCCCAGUGGAAAAAGAGGUCCAAAGGGCAGACAGGGUUUUGUAGGCGAUUUUGGAGCAAGAGGUCCUCCUGGUUCAGAUGGCAACCCUGGGAUUGUGGGUGGUGUUGGCCCUUCUGGAUUUCCUGGUCUCAGAGGUAAUUUGGGUCCUGUGGGAUUGCGUGGACUCCAAGGAAUUUCAGGACCUCAGGGCUUGGUGGGAAAUGUCGGGCAACCUGGAUUGAAAGGUGAUAAGGGUGAGCAUGGUCUAGUGGGAGCAUCUGGAGAAAGAGGAUAUCCAGGAGACCGGGGCACAAUUGGUUUACCGGGGCCACCAGGAGUUAAAGGAAAACAAGGACCACUGGGUAAAGUUGGUGAUUCUGGGCCGCAGGGUUUGACAGGUUCUGCUGGACCAGAGGGUUUCCCAGGAGACAUUGGCUUGCCUGGUCCAAAUGGCCCAGAAGGCCCAAAGGGAAUUUUUGGUGAAAGAGGCCCACCGGGGCCACUUGGUUCAAGAGGACCACAGGGCAGUGAAGGGCACUUGGGACCUCUUGGAGGUCGAGGGCUAGUGGGAAGACAAGGCAGAAAAGGAUAUCCUGGUCUGCCUGGACCUGAAGGCAUUAAGGGAGAACGAGGGGACACGGGGAUUAUUGGCAAGAAUGGCGAGCCGGGUGCUGUUGGUUUACCUGGGCCUUCUGGUCCCAGUGGAAUACUUGGCGAAAAGGGUGAUCGAGGUGAUCCAGGCCCCUUGGGUUCUCCUGGAGAAAAAGGAUCCAUGGGUUAUAUGGGAUCUCCAGGAAUCCCUGGUCCAAUAGGGCUCCAAGGGCUACCAGGUCUUCCAGGAGGACGAGGAUUACAAGGCCCUCGAGGUCCUAAAGGGAGGAGGGGACCACGAGGUCCAGAUGGUCCUUCAGGAGAACCUGGGUCACAAGGUAACAAGGGAGAAAGAGGCGAACCUGGCCUGAAAGGUGAAAAUGGACUUAUUGGCAAAGCAGGAAAUCCUGGAGAAAGAGGCAUUCAAGGAGCCCCAGGUCUGGCGGGGUUUCCAGGAAGCAGAGGAGAUUUGGGACCCGCAGGGCCACCGGGCCCUCGAGGACAACAAGGAGAUGCCGGGCCCGUCGGAGAAAUUGGACUUGAGGGAAUUUCAGGUGCUACGGGUGAUGCUGGUCACACGGGGGAUCCUGGGACGAAGGGUGAAGUUGGACCAGCUGGAAAUGUCGGAGAACCAGGUCAACUGGGAUUAAGAGGGAACCAGGUCGGUGAACCUGGUGAUCGAGGUCGUCAAGGUGAGACAGGAGAAAGAGGCAACACUGGAGUUCGAGGAAGUGCAGGUUCAGUUGGAGGAUCUGGGAUAAAUGGCAUGCCAGGACCUGAAGGGAAACGUGGAAAGCGAGGACAACGGGGACGACAAGGCAAAAAGGGUGAAAGGGGCAAACAAGGGCCUUUAGGUGAAGGAGGUGACCCAGGUCGUCCAGGUGACGAAGGAAAACCAGGACCUAAAGGAGCAAGGGGGACACGGGGGCUGAUGGGAUCUUUUGGUUUGAUGGGUCCAAUGGGAGAACCAGGACUUUUGGGAUAUGGGGGUCAUCAAGGUCCACAAGGGUCUUCUGGACCACCGGGACCGAAGGGUGAAAAGGGCUAUCCAGGGGAAGCGAGCAGUGCCACAGGUCUGCCGGGGCCUCCAGGUGAACCAGGUCCCGUAGGUUCUCGUGGAGACCGGGGGGAGCCAGGGGAUGAUGGCUACAUGGGUUAUGAUGGUAUACCAGGACUGAGAGGGGCUGCUGGGCAGCAAGGAGUGCCGGGAAAUCCUGGCGAUCCGGGUGAACCAGGGCAUAAAGGAGAAAAAGGAUCCCAGGGUCCAAAAGGGACUAAAGGAACUCGUGGUGGAGCAGGCAAAGCAGGACUCCCAGGGAGCCCUGGACUAACAGGUCAGAAAGGAGCAGCAGGUUACCCAGGACGAGAAGGCAACCCUGGAAAUGUGGGAAGACCUGGCCUGCCUGGAGCGGUCGGAUAUCCUGGCAAUCCAGGUGAGCCAGGAUUAUCAGGGCUGGCAGGGUUUCCAGGGUUACGAGGACCACCAGGAAGGCCAGGCUUACUAGGUGACCGAGGUCAACGAGGAACAAAGGGAGAGAAAGGCUUACCUGGUGAAUCUGGGCAGCCAGGUGUGAAAAGAGGUCAGAUUGGAGUGCAAGGUAAUCAAGGAACAUUUGGUGAACCUGGUGCAAAAGGACAGCCAGGAGAGUCUGGUGAUCAAGGACUAAUGGGUUUUCAGGGUUUCAUGGGUCCAAAGGGUCCUGUAGGAGACUUUGGUUAUGCAGGAAUUCGUGGUCCAAAGGGGCCUGCAGGACUGUUUGGAUAUACCGGGCCAAUUGGACCAGCAGGAAUAGUAGGCCCUGCAGGAAAACCCGGUCCAAAAGGACAAAAAGGAAACAGGGGGGAAAUGGGUCCUCAAGGGCCUCGAGGACAGCCUGGUCCGCCUGGUCUACCGGGUGCAGCUGGCCUAUCGAAACAUGUGGACUUUGGUGCAGCUAUUCAAGCCUUGAUCGCAUCCAGUGAGGCUCUACAGAUUGUGAACUACCAAAAUACUGAAAUACCCUUUCCAGAACAGGGUGUAGAGAUAUUCAAAACUCUACACUACCUGAGCAAUCUAAUGCACAGUAUGAAGAAUCCUCUAGGAACGAGAGACAAUCCUGCACGCAUUUGUCGUGACUUGUUGAACUGCGAACAUCGAUUAUUAGACGGGAAAUACUGGAUAGACCCAAAUCUGGGCUGUGCUUCAGACACAAUAGAAGUAUUCUGCAAUUUUACUAAUGGUGGCCAAACCUGUUUAUACCCAGUCAGUGCAUCUAAGUUGCAAUUUGGCAUUGGGAAGGUCCAGAUGAACUUUUUGCAUUUACUGAGUUCAGAAGCUGUCCAGACCCUCACAAUCCAUUGUCUCAAUAUCCCAGUCUGGAUGAACGCCACCAACACAGAUCCCUACGCUAAUUCUAUAAGGUUCCGAGGAUGGAAUGGGCAGAUAUUUAAAGCAAACACACGAUUUCAACCAAUGGUGCUAAAAGACGAAUGCAAGAUUCAAGACGGCAGCUGGCGACAGACACAGUUCUUUGUUCAUGCUCAGGAUGUGAAUCAGCUUCCAAUUGUUGAAAUUCAGAAGCUCCCACAAUUCAAGCCAGGAAAGCAGUUCCAUGUAGAAGUUGGCCCUGUAUGCUUUCUGUAGUGAAUAAUGAAUUAUUCCUUAGAAGCUCUGCGAGGAAACAACUACCUGAGGGUUAAAUCCUUUACUUGGGUAACUGUUUUGAAGAGGAAAAGGAAGAAGUUCGUGGAAAAUCUAAGAACAGUUUAGAAACAAAUUACAGUGCAUUUUUUAAAAGCAACUUCUCAGGAAGAAUGCGUUAAUGGCGUUGCUUUACGGAAUUCUAAAUAUAAAGGGUUUGCAAGGCCAAUAGAUUUAAAUCCUGCACAAUAUUUUUGGCUUCCUUUUGAAAGCUCCUUUAAAUGUUGAAAGGAAUAAACCGUUUCAGUAAACAAUUACAUUUUUGUUUUCAACUUGCUCAAUUACUGUAAUGCUGACCCUAAAGAAAGGGAUAAAUUCCUAUUAGCAGGCAGCACUGAUGACUAUGUUGCGAAAUGUGCAAUCGUCUUUGGAUGAGUGUGAAAUCCGACUAAAUAGCAGCAUCCAGUUCAUCAAUCUUCUCUUCAAUUUGAUAUCUUUGUUACAAUUUGGAUGUUUGACACUUAAGGAACAGUCCUCUACCUCCUAUGUGUUGCCUGUUGUUCACCAUCUGUGCUUAUGUUUUUUUUAAGAAGAAAGGGUGCUAUUUGUUUCAUUGUGGAAAGGUUUUGAGAUUAUUUUUUUCAAAUUGUAUGUACUGGCUACAUUCAGUAUUUUCAGUUUUAAAAGAACUUAUUUGGUCAUUUAUUUCUAUCAAAACAUUAUUUAUAUGAACUGUGUAAUUAUGCCACUUAAGUCGUCUAUUGGUUUACUUUGUGGAUGUGCUGUACAGAUUGGCACAGUUUAUUUGGUGGCUGUAGAUAGACCAGUAGAAGGAAUGUUGUAGAACGACUACAUAGUUUUUGUUCAGCUUCUAAGGUUGUAGCUUGCUAUUAUAUUGUCAUUAAAUCUUUAUCAUUCGAUGACAUCAAGCAAAAUGUUACUUGUGCAGAUUUUGUAUAGUUUAUCAGGCUGUGACAAUGAAUCAAUUUUUGAGAAAAAUGAAUUAUUACAAGUUUCAAAAAACAAUUUACUAACUUAACGGAGGCAGAUCGUAUUAGCGGGGUGCGGAACUGUAUACCCAUUUGAUCAUGCUUAUUUGAAGGCUGCUGAUAUUGCUGUCAUAAUAAAUGCUGAAUAUUAAAUACAUAAUAGUUGGGGCAGAGUCAUUGAAAUUAUAAUCUGAACAAGCUGGUCUUUGCUCAUUAAAUAUUUUAUCAUCAAGUCAGACUGUUCUUGGCGUAGUUUCAUGUUUCCAAAUAAUUGUAACUGGUUGUCACAGCCCAAGCUUGUUUUAGAUCAUGAAAUAGCAAUUUGUUUUAAAUUGCUGCUACUAAGUUAUCAUACUCACUAUCUGCCUAUUCCAUCACGGUGGUGAUUCUGCUAUGCAAAAGCUAGUACUAUACAGGGUUCCUUUUUUAGAAUUACUGUGUUGACCAUUUUUAGUUAUACUUUACAUUUUCCAAUAUCUCAUUUAGUUCUUGUGCCUCUUAUUACAGUGGUUGUGAGGGGAGUAGAACUAGAUAUUUUAAUAGAGGAUUGGUUCUAAUCAGGAGCAUUCUUCAUUCAGAUGGGUUGUAGCAAUAAAAGUUUAUUUAUAAUGUUAAGUACCUCUUCAAUUGUUUGCAUGAUUUUGGGAAACAGCAACAUUUUCAUAAUUGCUUAAACUAUGUCCAAUGGCUCUUUUGGAUGAUUAAUAAUCAAAAGUCAUAAAGGAAAGUCGGUAUUUAAAUAAAAUUCCUCUCAAAUAGUCCAAAAAGGUCCUUAUUGUAACAAUUGCAUUUCUACCACCAUUAAUACUCCAAACUAGAUUGUCUGCUUGCAAGCCAGGUAUUCACAAUCAGUUGUCGGCUUCNAAAAAAACAUGUGCCUUAAGAUCACUUGAGCUUUAUGCAUCAUGUGAAAUGGUAAAUUCCUACAUAAAUGUAGAGAUCAGCCUGUUUCAGUUUAUCUGAGACAGUUCGCCACCUGAGUCAAGUGGACGUUAAAGAUCCCAUGACCCUAUUCAAAAAGUGAGGGAGUUGUUGGCUAACAUCUCCCAAAUAUAGUCAUUUAUUUUAUAGCAGUUUGUGGGACAUUGAUAUGUGCAAAUUGGUUGCUGCAUUUG